Molecule: messenger RNA, 3795 nt
Organism: Copidosoma floridanum
Lineage: Eukaryota; Metazoa; Arthropoda; Insecta; Hymenoptera; Encyrtidae
Product: vascular endothelial growth factor receptor 1
Source: RefSeq, a predicted model, not a curated record
AUGGCUAGAAUAAUAGAAAUUACCAUGCUGGAACAAUAUAAAUGUCUAGCGAUCACUUUUAAUGAGCUACCAAUUUUCACUACUGCGUGGGGUGGAAUAAAAAUUGGCUGCCAUGGAUUGAAACCCAUACUUGAUACCAACGUGACAGAGUUGGUGCUAAACGAAGGCGAAGUUUUGAGUAUAAAAUGUAUAAGCAACUACUCUACCCGUUUUCAUUUUUUGAUGGAACCCGAAGAUAACAUAACGGUUUCCGAACAUGAUCUCAUUUAUAGUGAGAUCAGCUAUGAUACUACACUUAAAAAACCAUCAACCGUCUUUGGCGAUACUGGCUGGUAUGGCUGCGCUAAUGAUUGGGACGACAUCAAGACGGUUAACGAUCCACAAGCCGAUUGGGUAUACGUUUAUGUUCAAACCAAUAAAAGCGCGUUCGUACAGAUUUACGAUGGUUAUCUACGACGUCAAGUUUCUUUCGGAGACGAAGCUAUCCUGCCAUGCUGCCCAACUUCCCCCAAAUUUAACGUGACCCUCAAAUCGGCCAACAACUUGAAUCUCAUGCCAAGCGAGAGAAUAACAUUUGAUCCGAAAUUUGGAUUCAUCAUCAAAAACUCAACGUACGCGGACAGUGGCGACUACACUUGUGAAAUAAACCAAUAUGGUUUUACACAGAAAAUACGCGUUACUCUUUUGGUUACCAAGGAUUCAGCAAUAAAAGUAGUGAUGGAAACAGAUUACUUUCCACAGGGGCACAACAAAGUGGGCUCGACAAUAAACUUAUACUGCCGCGUUAGAAUGGAUCUCAAUAACCCCUACGAAAUCUCUUGGGAGACCCCUCGCCAUACGACCGUUCGUCCAACUAAUGCAUACGUCAAUACACGGCUGAGCGAUGUGACAGCUAGGCUUGACCUUAGUAACGUUACCAAGGCUGACGAGGGCUAUUACACUUGUCAAGCAAAUACGUUAAACGUGACGCUGAGAGAUAUUAUUUAUAUCAAGGUGUACGGUCCCAUUGAUCCAUUUAUUUUUCUGUCUGGCACAUGCAAAUUGAUGGCCAAUGUUGUUGGUCGGCCACAUCUUUUGGUAGCUUACGUUAACGCGUAUCCAAAACCAACUGUAACCUGGUUGGACCCCCUUGACAAAGAAAUGGUAUCGCCGGAAAUGAGAACGACGUAUGAUAACGAAUUGUCGAGCACUUCAAUAUUUCCAGUAAAAGGCGGUGAUAAUCCUAAUGGUUUUUAUAAAGUACGAGUAAACAAUAGCGCUGGAGUCAAGGAGACCUUAUUUGUUUGCGAAACGAGUCCUUACGAGAGAAUGUAUGAAAUAAGACUUCAAUUUGUUAAAGACAAUGUCAAAUCCAUAUACUCUCUCAACGACAACGUAACUUUCACUUGUCAGGUUUAUGGUUCAGACAAACCCACAAUAUCAUGGUUCUACACAACUUGCCCCACAUAUCAUUCACUAAAAUCCAAUGAUAGUUGCAAGACAUCGGAGCUUAAGGGUGUAGAAUUAAAUGUGGACAGUAAAGUGAAAACUUAUUCACAAGUAAGAAUGAAUGUGACAACGUUUGGACGAUUGGUAUGUGAAAGUGGUAAUGUUUUUGAAACCAAAUCAGACGGAAUAAAUAUAUUACUCACUGAUGGCGUACCUGAAGUCGGUAUCGGAGUUAUUAGGCCAAAGGAAGACGUAUACACAGGUGAUAACGUGACCUUAAUUUGUGCUGCUGUUAUUCACGAAUUUUCUUCGGUAAAAUGGCUGCCAAAUAAAGCCAUGAAUUUCGAUAAAUUAGACCUCACAUACGAAACUACCUCAUUCACCAUUCGUGCUAUUCUUCUUAUUAAUAACGUGCAGGAUUUAGAUACAGAAAAUUAUGUAUGCGAGGGAAAAACUUACGCGAAUAUAACCGUUACAACAGAUUACUAUCUUGACCCUAAAGUUCCGCAAAAGCCAACCAUUGUCAAGACAAAUAUGAAUAACACUGAAGUAACUUUGACAGCGAGAGAUGCUCAAGAGGAUUUUUUUUUACAAUGUUCCGCUGAAGGAAAUCCAAACCCUAGUAUAACAUGGUAUAAAAACGAAACACCUUUAGAGAUAUUGGAACAACAGUAUAGUCUUGAAGAUAACAAUCAGAAAUUGAUAAUGAGAAACCUUGUCAAAAGUAAUAGCGGCAAUUACUCUUGUCGUGCUACAAAUCGCUAUGGAACAGAACAAAAGUUUCAAAAAUUAAUAGUAAAAGGAAUUGGAAUGUCUCUACCUUGGAGUGAAAUUAUAGCUGGGGUCAUAUUUAUCAUUAUAUUAUGUUUUUUGACAUUGUUUCUGAUGAAAAUUCAACUCAAAAAGAUAAAGAGAAAGCACUUUGAGGAAGGAGCCGUAAACAGCAUAAAUCCAGAACUAUCGAUAGGCGACCAAGCGCAACUUCUGCCAUAUGAUACUAAGUGGGAAUUUCCCAGGAGAAAGAUAAAAUUAGGGAAACAAUUAGGAAAAGGACAUUAUGGAGUGGUGAUGAAAGCCAAAGUUUUCGGAAUUAAUGGCAAGGAUCAAGUAACAACUGUAGCCGUUAAAACUGUUAAAAAAAACGCAGAUGAAACUGAAAUUCGUGCUUUAGAAAGUGAAUUGAAAAUCAUGGCACAUCUCGGAAAGCACUUAAAUGUUGUAAAUCUUCUUGGUGCUUGUACGAAAGAUAUUGCUGAGGGUCAACUGUUGAUAAUCGUAGAAUUCUGUAAAUUUGGGAAUUUGCGAGACCUAUUGCUACACAACCGAACAAAUUUCAUUGAUCAAAUUAAUCCAUCUACUGGUAAAAUUGACCCGUCCAUUGGAAAAGAAUCAAUGUGGUAUAAUGAUAUUCAAUCGAGUUUUACAACUGGAGAGCCAGAAAGUAAUCUGAGCUCGGCCUCAAGUAACGAAUCCGUUGUCUACUGCGACAGAACUCAAAACUUAAAACAUCCGAUUGACCUGAAUAGUGAUAGUAACAGCAGUGACUCCCAAUCAGACUCGUCCUUCAAUUGCAUGUAUGAAGACAAUUAUACUGUUUUUAAGCUAAUUUGCUCCCAGAAUCUUAUUUCUUGGUCCUUCCAAGUUGCCCGCGGGAUGGAGUAUCUGUCCUCGAGAAAGAUUUUGCAUGGGGACUUGGCCGCUAGGAAUAUUUUAUUGGCAAAAAACGACAUCGUCAAGAUUUGCGAUUUUGGUUUGGCCAAAUCGAUAUACAAAGAUGGCAAUUACCUAAAGCAGAGCGAUGCGCCAUUGCCUGUCAAGUGGUUGGCGAUAGAAUCUUUCAGGGACGGGAUCUUCUCUACGCGGUCAGAUGUUUGGUCAUUUGGUGUAGUGAUGUGGGAAUUUUUCACUCUCGCGGAGACACCCUAUCCCGGCAUGAAUGUCGAAAACCAAUUGCAAAAACUUAUCGACGGUUACAGGCUGAAACAACCGAGAUAUGCUACCAACGACGUUUACAAUAUUAUGCGCAGCUGCUGGGAAGCCAAACCGCACGGAAGAUUGUUACCAACUUUCACGGAGCUAACCGAAAUGAUCGGCAAGCUUUUAGAUGAUUGCGUAAAGGUGCACUAUGUUAAACUAAAUCAUGUUUACGAGAAAAUGAAAAAGGCGGAUAAUCUCACUGGCACAAACGACUAUUUGGCCUUGAUGUCGGUGCCAUAUUACGUCACGAUUGCCCCGUCCCAGUUUGUUAACGUCAACAACUUCCUUCAGGUUACAAAUCCACUUUACGUUAAUACGAACAACGACAAAUCUUUGACCACCGACUGUAUUUCUGAAACAUCGGAGAAAUUCAUCGUGACGUGCCAGUAA